CGCAACACGUCCCGUCCAACAUGGCGGCGCAGCGCAGGAAUUUGAUGCAGAGUCAGCAUCAGAGCUGGACAGACGACCUGCCUCUCUGCCAGAUGUGUGGCGUCGGCACGGCGCCCAACUGCGUGUACGGGCCCGACGGCAAGGGAACCCAGAGCCACCCCAACGAGGACGGACACCUCAGGUUCAGAGGCGAGGACGGCUGCUUUCUCUACGGCGUCUUCAACGGCUACGAUGGGAACCGGGUGGCCAACUUCGCCUCGCAGUAUCUGACGGCCGAGCUGCUGCUGGGCCAGCUGAACUCCAGCCACACCGACGGCGACGUCCAGAAGAUCCUCACGCAGGCCUUCAAUGUGGUGGAGAAGAGUUACUUUGAAACAAUCGACGACGCUCUGGCCGAGAAAGCUCACCUGUCCAACUACGUCCUGCCGCACAGUGAGAGCGUGUCGUUCCACCAGCUCUCCCCUCAGAGUCAGAAGGUUCAGGAGCGGCUGAAGGAGCUGGAGCAGGAGGUGUCUGGAGGGGCCACGGCCGUGGUGGCGCUCAUCCUCAACAACAAGCUCUACAUCGCCAACGUCGGGACGAACCGAGCCUUGCUGUGCAAGUCCAGCAGCGACGGGCAGAACCAGGUCCUCCAGAUCAACCGGCCGCACAGCACCGACAACGAGGACGAGCUGCAGAGGCUGGCCGCUCUGGGUGUGGACUCAGCUCGUGUGAGGCAAGCGGGGCAGAUCGCGGGGCAGAGCAGCACCCGGCGGCUCGGAGACUACCCCGUCAAGUUCAACUACAAUGAGAUCGACGUGCUGAGCGCGGCCAAGACGAGUCCCAUCAUCGCCGAGCCGGAGAUCCACGGCAGCCACUGUCUGGACGGGGUGACGGGCUUCCUGCUGCUGAUGUCGGAGGGCCUGAUGAACGCCCUGGAGUCGGCCCACGGCCCCGAGCAGGCCAACCAGGAGAUCGUUGCCAUGGUAGCAGCCGAGCUGGCCCAGCAGAGCAGCCUGGAGGCCGUGGCCCAGUCGGUGGUGGAGCGGGUCAAGCGGCUGCACCACGACGUCUUCGCGUCGGGCCGUCAGAGGGCCGCGCUGUGCUCCCGGCACGAAGACAUGACCCUGCUCAUCCGCACGCUCAACUACCCGCUGGCCGACGCCGCGCUCACGCCCACGCAGGGCGGUCGUAUCUACCCCGUGUCGGUGCCGUACUCCAACAGCCAGAGCACCAGUAAAACCAGCGUGACGCUGUCGCUGGUCAUGCCGUCGCAGAGCACGCUCACCAACGGGACCAACACGGCCUCCACGCUGGAGGAAGGCACCCCGACGCCGGGCAGCCAGAGCCCCACGGCCACGCUGCAGUCCACCAACACGCAGACGCAGAGCUCCAGCUCCAGCUCGGGCGACGGCAGCCUGUUCCAGCAGCGCGGCAGCCAGGCGGCGCAGCCCGACGAGACGGGCCGCGUGCCGCCGUACGUGGACUUCAGCCAGUUCUACCGCCUGUGGGGGAGCGACCACAGCGACGGCCACAGCACCCAGGGGGGGCUGGGGCCCCAGUGAGGAGGGAACCGGACUCCGAUUAUGGCAUUCUGAUUGUGAGGAGGUUCGGAGAGGCUUUGCCGAAUACGCUGUUAAUGUUAUCUCUUUGAGAAAUAAGUGGCCUAAAGGUGCGUGAGAGCGAGGAACGAUGGACGACUGUGGGCAGUGAAACGGGAAGAGAGCGGCGCCGGGACACUCCGGGAGUAAAUCCUGCCCCUCUGUGGGCGACAGAGGGCAGCCGAGUGAAUCAGCAUCAUCCAGAUACUAGAAUCUAUUAUCAGGUGUACGAACAGGACCUGGGAGUUCGCGGUUUUGUGAGUAAUGACGAACUGUAAGGCCUUAAAAUGGAACGAAUGAAAGUACUUUUUUUUAUUUGUGAUGAAAAUAUAUCUGCGGAUUAACCGAUAAGUUCUCCGACUUCUCUUCGUCUUCUUGGUUCCCCUGGGGAAAAAAAAAAAUCUACCUUCAUUCUGAGUGAGAGGUGGUUGGUGCGUUCUUGUGUUUUUAUAAUUCACUGUGCAUUGGCUAACGCGCCGUCCUUCCCUGCUCUCCCGUUGCUCGUGCUGCGAGCGUCUCGUGCUUUUCCACUGAAUGCAGAACCGGUGAACGCCCACAAGAUCAGAGUGAGUCAUCUGAAUGUCGACGCUUGACUUGGAAAUUAAAAAAAAAAAAAAAAGGAAUUUCUCUCAGAAAAAUGCAAAACA
Messenger RNA from Salarias fasciatus (jewelled blenny), 2227 nucleotides. RefSeq names its product TGF-beta activated kinase 1/MAP3K7 binding protein 1 (gene tab1). The record is from RefSeq and is a predicted model, not a curated record. NCBI's taxonomy places the organism in Eukaryota, Metazoa, Chordata, Actinopteri, Blenniiformes, Blenniidae. Gene Ontology annotation, molecular function: protein serine/threonine phosphatase activity. The transcript has 12 exons. Gene Ontology annotation, biological process: protein dephosphorylation. The coding region runs from base 21 to 1544 and encodes 507 amino acids. Gene Ontology annotation, cellular component: cytosol.